GUUCUUUCUCAUCCGAGAUGCCCGAAUGACUUCCCAUAGUGUAUGCCAUAUCCAUCCAAACUAGUAGGUGCUUCUCGCAAGACAUGCUUUUGGGACCGGCAAUCAACGCGACAACUUCCCUCUCAACCAAACUCACGGUUCCCAUAAUUAGCAUGAUUAUGGCGUCCGAGUGCUCUUGUUCUUCCCCUUCAUCUCCUCAAGCUUCUGCAGUCGUCUAUUCGCUCGUUUCUUGACGUCCUCCUCCAACACUUCUUUCCUUUCUUUCAUAUGUUCUCGGCGGGGCGAGACGUCGAGCAUGGUUAUGGCGCACACGUCCCUUAUUCCCCUCGUUCACAUCGUUCUCAACGUUUCUCGAUUGAGAGUAGCUCCGCAGGUCAUUCCUCGAUACAUGCAGGUCAUUUUGCGAAUCGGUUUCCGUCUAUCAGGAGCAAUAACAGUAACACCUCUUUGAAUCCGUACAAUGUCAGUGCUACUCCAGGCCGCAGAGCUCCACCUCCCUUGGAAUUCUCCCUGGCAGAUAAAUACUCUCUGGCUCCUGAUCCUCAAGAGUGGGGAACAUCCCUCACACCCUCAUUUCGUGAAGAAGAUGAUAUGUUACACAACCCCGAUCCAACUCGGGAUAGGAAAUUCGAUCGUCGGGGUAGCCUUUUAACUUCGAGAGGUGUCGCCAAUCUGGGCUGUGUAGCAAUCAUGGUUAUUGGCCUUGUUGGGCUCUUCGCCGGGUACCCUCUAGCUAGCUACUUCACAACCCACGAGCUUGCCUUCUUUGGCGGGUUUAACAUCGGAGGCCUCAAUGCUUCCGGGCAGGUACCCCAGAUAGCAGGAAACUGGGGCUUGAUAGACAUAGAAACACCAUCCGAGGCACUCAGUAUGAAGGGCUACUUAAACGGUGCUGAUAUGGAACUGGUUUUCAGCGAUGAAUUCAACACGGAAGGACGGACUUUUUAUCCGGGAGACGACCCAUACUGGGAAGCAGUCGAUCUUCAUUAUUGGCAGACGAACAACAUGGAGUGGUACGAUCCCGAAGCAAUUACUACACGGAAUGGUGCCCUGGAAAUCACGUUAUCGCGGAAGGAAACCCACGAUUUGAACUUCCAAGGUGGAAUGAUGACAACGUGGAACAAGUUUUGCUUUACCGGUGGAGUGCUCCAAGCAUCUGUUUCACUUCCUGGGAUCAACAAUAUCGCCGGUUUAUGGCCAGCGGUUUGGGCUAUGGGAAAUCUCGGCCGUGCUGGCUACGGUGCAAGUCUCGAGGGAAUGUGGCCUUACACAUACGACGAGUGUGAUGUCGGAACUGUAAAAAACCAAACUGUAAACGGACAACCCCCCCAGGCCGUAUUCAAUAGCCCCAAGAAGAACGAAAAACUGUCGUUCUUACCGGGCCAGCGUCUCUCGAGGUGCACGUGUCCCCACGAAGAUCAUCCUGGGCCAAUGCAUCAAGACGGCACGUUUGUCGGUCGUUCGGCUCCAGAAAUCGAUGUUAUUGAAGCGCAAGUCCAGGAUGGAAUCGGCACUGUAUCGCAGUCAGGACAAUGGGCUCCCUUCGAUAAGCAAUACCGGUGGAAGAAUACAGCAGAUACAUUCGUCAUGUACAAUACAUCAAUAACCCAACCAAAUAGCUAUCUCGGAGGACCUUUUCAGGAAGCCACGUCUUGCGUAACCAUAACAGACCCGGAUUGCUAUCAGUUGGGUACGGGAUGUUUCUCAGUUUAUGGUUUUGAGUAUAAGCCAGGUUUCGAUAACGCCUACAUCACCUGGAUCGCCAACGGAAAAAAGUCGUGGACUUUGUUCGCGAGUGCUGUAGGAGCGAAUGACGAUGUUCAAAUUCAAGCACGUCCCAUCCCUCAGGAACCCAUGUACCUCAUCGCCAACCUCGGAAUGUCCACAAAUUUUGGAGAUGUCGAUCUUGAACAUUUAAUCUUCCCAGCCGUAAUGAAGAUCGACUGGAUUCGUGUCUAUCAAGAAAAGGGGAAGAGGAACGUUGGAUGCGAUCCAAAGGAGUUCCCAACGAAAGCGUAUAUUGACAAAUACAUCGAAGCAUAUACAAAUGCCAACCUCACUACGUGGGUGGACGACUUUAAACAAACGGUACCAAAGAACAAGUUUCUCGGGGAAUGCUGACCAUGUUGUGAAUCUGUAUCUGUAACUACCCCUAAAACGACCUCAAUGCUUUCUACUACUUUCUCUUAGUUUCCACGCCUUGUUCCGUAGUACUGUUCCUGUAAACCUGUAUAUGGGCGAGACCCGUUAAGAUUCUUUUUUGUGUUUC
Marasmius oreades (fairy-ring Marasmius) is the source of this 2269-nucleotide messenger RNA. RefSeq lists its product as uncharacterized. The coding region runs from base 268 to 2121 and encodes 617 amino acids. The record is from RefSeq and is a predicted model, not a curated record. Lineage: Eukaryota; Fungi; Basidiomycota; Agaricomycetes; Agaricales; Marasmiaceae. Gene Ontology annotation, cellular component: endoplasmic reticulum membrane; plasma membrane. The transcript has 16 exons. Gene Ontology annotation, molecular function: glucosidase activity. Gene Ontology annotation, biological process: fungal-type cell wall organization; (1->6)-beta-D-glucan biosynthetic process.